Messenger RNA from Heterotrigona itama, 1017 nucleotides. The record is from the annotation of a GenBank genome assembly. Lineage: Eukaryota; Metazoa; Arthropoda; Insecta; Hymenoptera; Apidae.
AUGUUAGCGAUGUUAACUGCCGAUUGGUUUCCUUUGGGUCGAGACAUAUACUUUAGGUAAUAUUUUAGGUUAAGGUUAUCAAAUCGAAACGAAAUUUCUUGUUACAGACAGAAAAACGAGAAGAAAAGAAGGAAACGGUCCCGUUUCCGCAUUUUUAAAAGUUAAUUAUUUUUUAGGAAAUUUGAACUGUAUCCAUUGUCUUUUCAAAAUGAAGUGUCAAAUAAUAACAUGCUAGUCGCUGCUCCUUAUGGAGGUUCCAUUGCAAUCACGAGAAAUCCGAAGAAAUUGGUCAAAGUACAAGGAGUAAAUAAACCUAUAAUAUACUUGUAUACAUCUUCUGGAAAACUAACAGCCAAGUUCCAAUGGAAUGGUGGACAAUUAGUCCUUUUAGGUUGGUCUCAACAAGAAGAAUUACUGUGCAUAGAAGAUGAUGGCAUGAUUCAUAUAUAUGAUAUGUUUGGUACAUAUCAACACGCUUUUAGUAUGGGAAACGAAGUGAAAGAUACCAAGGUUGUGGAAGCAAAAUUUUUUGUCAGUUAUAGUGGAACUGGUAUCGCAGUUCUAACAUCUGUUAAUCGUAUAUUCCUGGUAAAUAAUAUAGUUGAACCAAAAGUUAGACAAAUAUCGGAUAUUCCUAGUAAAUUCAAUAAUCUUGGAUUAAAGGCUGAACUACUUUCUGUUAUUGAUUUUUUAGGAUAUGGCGGGCAAAUCGAAUGCUGGUGUUUAGUCCAUUGUGAUAGAGAAACACGUGUGAUAUUAUCGAACAAAGAUGGAAUAUUUGUGAUACAUCAGUCUCAUCAAGCUGCAACUCAUAUACCAUUUGAUAAUCUUUUUACCAGGCAUAAUAAAGUGUCCAGUGUAAUCGCUAUGGCUGUGUCUGGAAACAAUCGUCAUAUUGCUCUUUAUAUGGAUACUGGUCAUUUAUAUAUGGGUACUAUAGAUUUUAAUGAAAAAUAUUGCGAACAUUAUACAAACAUGAAAGAACCAUUAGAAAACAUAGCAUGGUUAAUAUGUUGA